Messenger RNA from Suillus paluster, 1933 nucleotides. RefSeq lists its product as uncharacterized. The record is from RefSeq and is a predicted model, not a curated record. Gene Ontology annotation, cellular component: membrane. Lineage: Eukaryota; Fungi; Basidiomycota; Agaricomycetes; Boletales; Suillaceae. The coding region runs from base 76 to 1815 and encodes 579 amino acids. The transcript is spliced from 2 exons. Gene Ontology annotation, biological process: lipoprotein biosynthetic process.
UGUGCUCGUUAUAAAGGUUGGCCGCAGUAACCGCGUGGGCUGAGGACUCAAUUACUACUAGUAACAUCGCCCAACAUGGGGGACUCCCUACAAUGCCUCAUCCUGGCAAAGUAUCCUACACAGAUUUUUGCAUUAACGGAGUUCCUGCUUGCCCUCAUAUCGCUGGGCCCGUCGCCGACGUUCAUACCCUUAGUGUUACUGAUCGCGACUCUCCGUAUCCAUGGAGCCAGAAUCGCAGGCCGCAACAUCCAAGAAUUAGAACUCAUGUUCUCAUGGGUAGCCGUCGCAGCUGGCUCAGUUUUGGCUCGUUAUACUUCGGCAACUACGGCUUUGUCAAGUCCAUCUCAAUCACUUGUUGCGGUUGGAAUCAUGUCUGGUAUCACAUACUCAUUAGCCAUCGUGACGGUUUAUUUAGAUAUGCGUCUUAAUCGUCGACUUCAAUCAACGUGGGCCCAGAUCACUUUCUUCCCUGUUGUAUGGGCGAUGACAUGGAGUGCUGUAUCGCACAUGUCGCCUGUCGGCAGACUUCUGAGCUGGACCCCAGUCUCAACAUCUCACCCCUAUGGUUGGCUGCUACCCUAUACAGGGCCCUUGGGCACAGACUGGCUUGUCGCUGCCUGUGCGGCUCUGUGUUCGGAAGUGGCAGCCAUCUGGCUCAUGGGUUCCGAUGAAGAGGAGAUUCACGCGUCCACUUCCGCCAGUGCACAUCAAAUGCAAUCCAGGAGGCGCUCGCGGAGUCUCAUCGCACUAGGAACUCUGCUGAUCGCACUCACACUUCCUUCUUUAUCCAUCACUCUCCCCAACCGAACUGACACUAUUGUUGAUCUUUCGCCAUUGGGUGUUGCAUGCGCUCUGCCACCCGUUCGCAAAAAUAGCCACCCGAGUCUCAGUGAUUUCAUUGCCGAGACCAGAAAAUUGACACCGCUGGCCAAGGUAGUAUUAUGGCCCGAAAGCGCCGUGGUAUUCAACAGCGAGAAGGAGAGAGAAGCUGCAUUUGAAACGUUGCGUACGGAUACCGGACAAUCCCUCAUCGGGGUUGCGUUUGAGGAAUUUGUCCUCGUGGAUCCGUCAAAUCCCAGUGGAUCUCGCAUGAAAAGGAACGGGCUUGCUCUCGUGCAUCGCGACCAGAAGGAAGGCGAAGAGAUUGUUCAGUAUUACAAGCGCAAUCUGGUACCUUUCACCGAAUCGUUCUCAGCAAUCCCCUCCACUGCGCCUCCCACCAUAUUCAACCUCGAGCUACCCGCUCCAAAAUGGACGACAAGAUCUGAAUGGUCUUCCACUCCAAACCAUACUCGACCAGUUCCAAUCACGUCGUCUAUCUGCCUCGAUUUUGCAUUCCCAUCUGCCUUUAGUUCCCUCGAUUCUCGACCCGCCUUAAUCCUGGCACCCGCUCACACAUGGGAUCCCGCUGUCGGUCUCGCGAUGUGGGAUCAAGCAAAGUCGCGUGCCAACGAGAUCGGCAGCAUGGUGCUGUGGUGUGACGGAGGGGCCACCGGAGUGAGCGGUAUUGGAGGUGGGGGAAUAUCUGAGAUUAUGCAGGUCGGCGCCGGUUCUUGGUCUCGUACCAUCGGCCUGCAGUUCCCCUUCGACCAAAGGAGGACUAUCUAUGCCGUGGUCGGAGAAUUUGGCGUCCUUGCUUUCUUUGCCGUGAUCAUGGGUGGUAGCUCAGUAGCAAAAUAUCUGCCGGCACUCUCCGGACGUCGUUUCCUGGAAGCAGUGCCGCUCUUGCAACGUAUGAUUCGUGGGAGAAGGAGGGACCAAGAGGAUCUGAUUGAUGUUGCAGUGCCGGGAGAGAGGCAGAACCUGCUCCACUGAUCGAAAGUCGUAUUGUCAAAUAUGCUUGCUUAUUUUUUUUUGUUGUUUUGUUGUUCUGCCUGCUGUAUCACCAUUCCAUAGUGUUUUUUAGCCUGCUUGUUACGAUCGCAAUAUCUAU